Messenger RNA from Temnothorax curvispinosus, 3625 nucleotides. RefSeq lists its product as uncharacterized. Lineage: Eukaryota; Metazoa; Arthropoda; Insecta; Hymenoptera; Formicidae. The transcript has 3 exons. Gene Ontology annotation, biological process: DNA integration. The annotation marks the transcript as partial. Gene Ontology annotation, molecular function: nucleic acid binding. The record is from RefSeq and is a predicted model, not a curated record.
AUGGAGACGCUGUUAGAAGGUCAGUCUAUGCGGUUCCGAGUCAUCGAACGCGCAUUAGACAACUUCAAAAAGCUGGGCAGAAAGAAUCUGACCGCAGCGAAGAUCCGCAAUCGAAUCCAGACGUUGAAGGAGGACUGGGAAGAGGCGAAGGGUGGACAUCGUGCUCUCCUGGCUGCUGUCCCCGUCGCAGAGCGCCCCGGUUACGAGUACUUCCAGAGCCUGAGGUUCGAAGCCACCCAGGAGAUGUAUCAAACCGCAUCCGAUCACAUGGCCGAGUGCCUUGAAGAACUGGAGCCGUACGUACCCCCGAAUCAAUCGUUCAGUUUCGGACAGCAGUCCCCGGGAUUUUCGUCCGCCUAUUCGAUCUCGCAUUUACCGCCGAUGAAACUUCCUCCGUUCGACGGGAAGUAUGAGGAAUGGGAGAGUUUCCGCGAUCGAUUCACGUCUCUUAUUCUAAAUAAUAAAGAUUUGUCGAAUUUUACGCGAAUGCAUUACUUAAUUUCAUGUCUAACAGACCGCGCUCUUGAUUGCGUAAAAGACAUACGAGUCACCGCCGAUAAUUUCGAUAUCGCGUGGGACACUCUAAACACGCGCUUUGAGAACAAACGCCGCCUGAUAAACGUGCAUAUGACUGCGUUGCUCAAUUUGCCCGCUGUCGCAAAAGAAUCCGCGAUCGAGCUACAGUCCCUCUCUGACCGCAUUCACACCGCCGUCGCGGCUCUUAACAAAUUAAAUCGUACUCCUGAGGAGCUUUGGAGCGACAUGUUAGUGAGUCUCGGGACGCAGAAACUCGACGCGGUUACAAAAAAGGCAUGGAAUCUCAAGUAUAGCGAGGACCGGAAUCCUCCCUCUUACGAAGCGUUUAAUAAAUUUCUAGAGAAUCGAAUUCGCGCUCUAGAAGAAUGGAAACUCUCCCCUUCGCCCUCCGAUAAAACGAAAAUUGCAAAUCCGCAUAAAGUCAGUAGCGCGAACGUAUGCGCGAAGGCCGUAUCGCAGUGUUCGCUCUGCAAAGCUAAACAUGCGUUCAGCGCCUGUCCGCAAUUCGCGGGGAAGAGUCCGAGUCAACGACGUGAAAUCGUUCAACGGGAACGACGUUGCUUUAAUUGCCUGAGCCAACAUCACGCCGUCAAGGCAUGCUCGAGCAAAUUCCUCUGCCGCAUGUGUCAAAACCCACAUCAUACGAUGCUUCAUGUUGACUCCGACUCUCCCCCGAAAACCGAGGCAAUAACUCCGGCGAACGACCCACCGAGGGCCGUCGACGCAACAACAAGCGAAGUAAACUCACUGUUAGCGUCUUCACAGACUCCUUCGCGUUCUUAUGUUUUGCUCGCAACGGCUUGGGUCACCGUAAGCUCGCCGCUCGGUAGAUCUGUUAUUGUUCGAGCUUUGCUCGAUCAAGGUUCCGAGAUGAGCUUCAUCACAGAACAACUCGCGCAGUGUCUCAGGCUGAAACGCGUUCGAAUGCCGACCUCGGUUUCGGCUGUCGGCGGUGUACACGCCGGAACAUAUCAACACGCGGCUCAAAUAAAUAUUUCGCCGAGAAACAAACAGACUCCGGCAUUCUCUACUCACGCGUUAAUUUUGAAAUCGUUAACGUCAUACGCGCCAAAGCGUAUGACAACGGAGCAUACUUUAGCUCACCUAGCAGAUCUCCCAUGGGCUGACCACGACCCCAUGAGCGCAGAUCCCAUCAAUAUAAUAGUCGGUGCAGAUCUUUACGGCGUCCUUAUAGUUGACGGACUUCGCAAGGGAGCGGUCGGACAGCCGAUCGCUCAAAACUCAGUGCUAGGAUGGGUGAUCUCAGGGCCCAUCCCACCUUCAAAGGUGGAGUCGCAUAUUACGUCGGUCGCAUCAUCGGAACAACCGCCCCUCCGGGUGAGCGCACAUCACUGCCUUAAUCUGUCCCUCGAUCAAGAGCUUAGAAAAUUCUGGGAGGUCGAGGAACUUCCGCAUAAGACACAUCUUAACCCGGAAGACGAGCAAUGUGAGGAGCAUUUUCGCCGCACCCACUCACGUUGUCCCGAUGGCAGAUACAUGGUCCGUCUUCCGUUUAGGGCCGGUCCCCCUAUCGAAAUAGGGCGUUCUCGAGGUGUCGCCGAGCACCAUCUCAAAGGCUUAGCUCGAAGAUUAGAUGCUCAUCCGGAGCAGAAACGGGAGUAUUCCGAAUUUUUACGCGAUUACGAAACCCUCGGGCAUAUGAUCGAGGUGCCCGCUUCAGAUGACGCGGACGAGCAACGCGUUUACAUUCCGCAUCACGCGGUCAUGCGCGAAAGUAGUGCCACGAGUCAUCUGCGCGUCGUCUUCAACGCGUCUUGCGCAACGUCAAACGGGUCCUCGUUAAACGACCAUCUCCUGGUCGGACCCAAACUUCAACCUGAUCUAUCGGUUAUCAUCCUGCGAUGGCGACUAUUCAAGUACGUGUACACGGCCGACAUGACUAAAAUGUAUAGGCAAAUUCGUGUCGACCCGCGUGAUGUAACGUAUCAACGCAUUCUUUGGCGCGAACGUCCUACUGAUCCGCUUCGCGAAUACAUCCUUCUCACCGUCACAUAUGGCACCGCGGCCGCUCCGUACUUAGCGCUUCGCGUACUCGAUCAGUUGGUAAACGACGAAGGACAGGCAUUUCCCUUAGCUGUUCUCAUACUCCAGAAAGGGAAAUAUAUCGACGAAACUCUCUUCGGCGCGCAUCGCCUCGAGGACCUCCGUAUCGCCCGCGAUCAACUCAUCGCCCUCCUACGGAAAGGUGGCUUUGAGUUAAGGAAAUGGGCCAGUAAUAAUUCGGAGCUUUUGUCGGACAUUGAUCCCGCGAAUCACGGACUCGCGUGCAACAAAAUUUUGAAAACAGAUGAAAGUUUGAAAAUCCUCGGGUGGCGUCUUAAGUUCGAGUGGGACGACACGCUCCCUCAUGACAUAUUGCGCGAGUGGAAACCGAUUUACAAUCAAUUAUCCGCGCUCAACGAGCUCCACUUGCCGCGGUGGACCGGUCAAGAGUCGGACUCUGAUCGUUGCGAACUGCACGGCUUCGCCGAUGCGUCCAACGUCGCAGGAUUGCCGGAGUCAAUGCAUUCCGAUAACGGAACUACGUUUGUCGGAGCCGACAAGGAACUAGUCAAGGCAUACCGAGCGGCAGUAAACGAUCCCAAUUUCUUAAAUGCCAUCGCCUCCGAUAAUGUACAAUGGCACUUCCUCCCCCCGUCCGCACCGCAUUUCGGCGGUCUCUGGGAGGCCGGCGUACGCAGCGUAAAGUACCAUCUUCGCCGAGUUCUUAAGAAUCACACGCUAACAUUCGAAGAGCUUACGACUCUGCUAUGCCGGAUCGAAGCCUGCUUAAAUUCGCGUCCUCUCGCACCGUUAAGUGAUACGUUAGACGAUUAUGAAGUACUGACCCCCGGUCAUUUCUUAAUCGGGUCCGCGCUCACAGUCAAUCCGGAACCCUCGUUAUUAAACGUCAACGAGAAUCGCUUGUCACGCUGGCAAAUCAUCCGUCACAUCACCGAGCGGUUUUGGCGGCUGUGGCAGACGGAAUACGUUAGCACCUUGCAGCAACGCGUCAAAUGGCGAAGAUUACAAGCGCCAGUGAAGAUCGGGCAACUCGUCUUGUUACGAAAUGCCACUUUACCUCCCU